AUGAAGUCAAUUAGUGAACCGAAACAAGUUAGUUUUACACCAUAUAACGAUUCUCAAAUUAUGGAAAUAAUUAAAGAUCGUCUUUUAGCUGCAGCCUCUGCAGAAAAGGAAAAUUCAAUUAUGAUGUCAGAAAAACCAAUAUCAUCAUCUUUGAUGCAAGAUAAAGCAAUUGAGCUUUGUGCAAAAAAAGUUGCUGCUUGUAAUGAUUCUGAAAAUUCAUUAGAACAACAACAAAAAAUUUCAAUGCCAGAAAUUACAAUUACACAUAUUAAUCAAAUUAUUAAUACAGACAUCAUCAUUUCACCUAUUACAAAUAGAUUGCGAUCUUUGAAUCAUGCACAAAGUAUGGCAUUAUUCGCAAUAGUAUGUUUAAUCAAGAAAAAAGAGAAAAAAAUUGAUCUUACAAAGUUGGUGGCGCAUAAUCGUGAUGAUGAAAAAAUUGCUCAGGAAAUUGGUGCUGAUAAAGUGAUAUAUCAGGAAUUGGAUGAUCUAAUAGAAUCUUGUAGAAAGUUUAAUCGAAAUAUUUUAAAUUUUGAUUGA
Entrophospora sp. SA101 is the source of this 540-nucleotide messenger RNA. The record is from the annotation of a GenBank genome assembly. Lineage: Eukaryota; Fungi; Glomeromycota; Glomeromycetes; Entrophosporales; Entrophosporaceae.